Mollisia scopiformis is the source of this 930-nucleotide messenger RNA. RefSeq lists its product as uncharacterized. Lineage: Eukaryota; Fungi; Ascomycota; Leotiomycetes; Helotiales; Mollisiaceae. The annotation marks the transcript as partial. The record is from RefSeq and is a predicted model, not a curated record. The transcript has a single exon.
CAAACUAUUCACCAGUUUCCAGACCCAACCUGGGUAGAGAACAUCGCUAUACGUCCAAACGGCCAGAUUCUCGUCGACCUGGUCACAACUCCCGACAUGUAUCUUCUCGAUCCGCAUCCAAACUCUACUGCAACACUUAUCCACAGCUUCUCCUCCGAUCACGCAGUAUUAGGACUCACUGAAACGACGCCCGACAUGUUCCAUCUGAUCGCCUCAAAUUUCACCCUCACGCCCCCCACCAUUGCCAACGGAACAGACUCCAUAUGGACAGUGGACCUAACAUCCUACGACCACAAAACCAACACGGGCGCCAAAAUCCACCAAGUAGUCCUAAUCCCCGAAUCCGACCUCCUCAACGGUCUUUCAACUCUCUCUCCAGAAAAAGGUCUGAUAGUAGCCGCCGAUUCCUUCAAAGGUGUCAUAUGGCUCAUCAACGUCAACACAGGAGCCUACUCCAUCCUCUUUCAAGACCCAGCCCUCGCACCAACGAGCCCCGAACCUUCUGGACUUAGCGUCAAUGGCAUCCGAGUCCUGCCUCCAUCCGCCCACAACAACGACACAGCAUGGAUCUACUUCGACAACACGGCCAAAGCGACCUUCAACCGGGUUCCCAUCUCGCUCUCUGCUCUCAAAGCUACAGCUGCGGUCCAACAACUCGCUUCCAACAUCUCUAUUGAUGACUUUGCGCUCGAUCCAGAGAGGGGAUAUGCGUAUGUUGCUGCGGGGGCGAUUAAUCAGGUCUUUCGCAUUCCGUUGGAGGGUGGUACGCCAGAGUACGUGUUUGGGGGUUUGAAUAGUACGGUGAUUCCGAAUCCGACGAGUGUGGCCGUCGCGGGGGAGGGGAGGAUUUAUGUUACUACCACGGGGGGCAUUGAGAGUCCGGUCAAUGGGACGUAUAGGGAGGGUGGGAAGGUGGUUAGUUAUGAGCUG